Psammomys obesus (fat sand rat) is the source of this 3521-nucleotide messenger RNA. RefSeq names its product periphilin 1 (gene Pphln1). Gene Ontology annotation, biological process: negative regulation of DNA-templated transcription; negative regulation of gene expression, epigenetic; protein localization to heterochromatin. NCBI's taxonomy places the organism in Eukaryota, Metazoa, Chordata, Mammalia, Rodentia, Muridae. The coding region runs from base 222 to 1421 and encodes 399 amino acids. The transcript is spliced from 10 exons. The record is from RefSeq and is a predicted model, not a curated record. Gene Ontology annotation, cellular component: nucleoplasm.
CAGACCAGGCCUGUAACUACUCCCUGGGAACCUGCGUGUCAGCAGCCCGGAGCCCAGAGCCUGUCCUGGAGCCUGCACAAUCAAUCCUGGCUGAAGCGGAGGGACGAAGUGCAAUCCAUCCAGGGCGCAGCUGAGUUUUGAGAGGCAUUAAUGCCUUGGCGUCCACCAAGGGACCAGUGGGACUAAUUCUCUUGGCAAACUUGUGGCCAGCCAAAACUACCAUGCUUCACAUCCCGGUUGUGCUUGGUUAUCGCCCAAGAUUGGCUUCCACAAGAGAUGAAAUGUGGUCUGAGGGACGGUAUGACUAUGAACGACUUCCAAGAGAGCGAGUGCCUCCCCGGAGCCAUCCCAGUGAUGGCUACCAUAGAGUAGUUAAUGUUGUGCCAAAGAGACCGCCUCUGCUAGACAAGAGACCACCUCUGCUAGACAAGAGACCGCCUCUGCUAGCCAGACCUGAUGAAGGAGGCUACAGUAGAUAUUACAGUCAUGUUGAUUACCGAGAAUGUGACGAGGGCCGCAGUUUUUCUCAUGAUCGAAGAAGCGGCCCACCUCACAGAGGAGAUGAACCUGGUUACAGAUGGACAAAGGAUGAUCAUUCCACAAGCCGGCAGCCUGAAUACAGGGACAUGAGAGAUGGCUUUAGAAGAAAAAUCUACUCUUCCCAUUAUUCGAGAGAUCGGUCUCCCCAUAAAAGGGACGCUCCUUUUUUCAGAGAAUCGCCUGUAGGCCGGAAGGACUCCCCACACAGCAGAUCUGGCUCCAGCGUCAGCAGCAGAAGCUAUUCUCCAGAGCGGAGCAGGACACACUCCUUCCAUCAGUCCCAGCAUAGAAAGUCUGCGCGUGUUGGUGCUUCCUACAAACAACAGAAUGAAGCAAAUCCAGGAAGAGGUAAAGAGAGAUCUAUCCAGUCUUUGAAAACUUCAAGAGAUGCUUCACCCUCAAGUUCUUCAGCAGUUUCUUCAUCCAAGGUGUUAGACAAAUCCAGCAGGCUAACUGAGAAGGAACUUGCAGAAGCUGAAAGCAAGUGGGCUAAUGAAAAGCUAGAGAAGGCAGAUGAAAAUAACUUGGAUGAAAUUGCUGAGUUUGAGGUGGAAGCCACAGCACCCUUAUUUAUCGACCAGACAGAACCUGAAUCAAACACAACAGAUGGCACAGAAUUGUAUGAAGACAGCCAGCUGAACAGUCGCUCUAAAGCAAUUGCAUUAAAAACCAAAGAGAUCGAGCAGGUUUACCGACAAGACUGUGAAACUUUCGGGAUGGUGGUGAAAAUGCUGAUUGAAAAAGAUCCUUCAUUAGAAAAAUCUAUACAGUUUGCAUUGAGGCAGAAUUUACAUGAAAUAGGUGAGCGGUGUGUUGAAGAACUCAAGCAUUUCAUUACGGAGUAUGAUAAUUCUACUCAAGAUUUUGGAGACCCUUUUUAAAAGAAUUAGCACCCAGGUCAAAACAAUGUUUUUAAAGCUUCUAGGUCUUUUUUUCCCUUGGAUUGUGUAAAACCUUACUAUUUUGUGAUGAAGAGAAAUACUUUAUGAUAGCUGACCACAUUUCUAGUAUUAAAUAAACAUCUACAAUGGCUGAUAAGGCAUCUUAAUCAGAAUGUUUUUCCUAUGUGUAGACUCUUCUACCAUCUUCAGCUCCUCCCUGCAAAAGAAAAUUAUGUUUUUUUUUUAAUAUUCGAAAGAAUAGUUCUGGAUCGCAGCUUUCAGUACGUACAUUCAGUAGUCUUCCAUAGCAUGUGAUCAUUUGGUCUCAGGAGUGUAAUUUGCAGUUAGAGAUCGUUCCAGGUUGCAUAUCAUAGUAGCACUGUUAGCAUUUUGAGUUGUGACUUCUACUUGCUGCUUACUUUUCUUCAGCCUUGUAACUUUUGGUGAUGUCAAAAUAUGUUGUCUUAAUGAAUUAGAACUUUACUUUUUGAUAUUUGCCUUGAGAACCAUUCUUAUCUAGUAGAGGGAAAAAAGCACUUGAAAAUCUGUAAAAGGCACAUUAGAACAAAAUCUUCUUCCCAAGUCAGUAGGCUUAGUGCAUCUCUUCUAUGAAGUGUUCCUGAGGCUCCUGACUGCUCUCUGAACACUAACAGGAGGGAGCUUCAGGUGAGAUUCCUCAGAAACCCUUUUGAUGGAUAUAAUACAAGAUUAGAAUAUACAAGAGCUCUGGAAUUUUUUUUAGGCCCACAGUUCCCCUCACCUCCUGAGUGAGCCAGUGAAUAAGAAAAGAGACAAUUAGGACUGCCCACUCAUUUUCUGUCCCCUCCAGCACUGCAUUGAGCCAAAAUAAAUAAUCUAUAGCAUGAGGUACCUUAAAAAUUGGGGUUAACCUCUGUAUAGAUCAGGCUGCCCCUAAACUCAAAGGAAACCCUCCUGCCCCUGCCUCUCACAUGCUGAGAUAAAACGCAUGUGCCACCAUGCUCAGUAUCCUUUUCAUUUUCAUUCAGUUCUUUUUACUUUUUUUUUUUAUUUGAGAUAGGGUCUUAAUGUUCAUUCUAGGCUGGCUUCAAACCUUCCUGCCCUGGCUUUUAGCUCUUGCUUUUCCUGCCUCAGCUUUCCUGAGUGCUAGAAUUAUAAGUGUGAGCCACCAUGCUUGCCAUUACUUUCAGUUGCCUCUUUGAUAUUGUCUACAGAGAAAGCCCUAAACUGCAUACAGAUUAUAGUGAAAGUACAAAUAGCUGUAUGAAUAAUUUUAAUGAGCCCUGCAAUGGAUGUGUUAAGAUAUGUAUUAUGCCAUUUUGGAAAUAAAAAAGACUAAUUAAGGACCUUUUCUUUAUAUAUGUUUCCUAAGUGAGAGCACUUGGUGUUAUUAUUUUGGCACUGAGAUACUAUACAUAUCUUUUGUAAGGAUAUUCCUCCUUAAUGCAAGCAGUGGUCAAACUACUGAUCACUUCAGAAAGACUGAAGAUACUGAUCCUAUUUUUUCUUUUUUCUUCCCACUAAUUUUUAGCUCUUUAAAUCAAGCUGUUAAUAUAUAUAUUAACUAUUAAUUUUUUUUCCGUGUAGUCUUGGCUGUCCUGGCCUUGCUUUGUAGACCAGGCUGGCCUUGAACCCACAGCGAUCCACCUGCCUCUGCCUCCCCAAGUCUGGAUUACAGGCAUGUGGCACCAUGCCAGGCUGCAAAUGAAUUUUUCAUUUCGUAGAAAUUCAUUAAAAAGAGAAUCUUACUAAUAGGUUUAUUUAAAUGUAGGACCAACCAAUAGUCUCCUUCCCUUAAGUUACAUUCAGCAUUUGAAGCUAUUUUUAGUUUGCCAUCAGCAUUAUUCUGCUAGGCUUGUCAGUGUUAAAUGUCUUGUUUUUGUUUUUUUAAAUGCCUUUUCAUGUCUAAUUUUAGUAUGUGUACUAGAAUGUGUAUUUUGUUAAAUGUUUUUGAUUAGGAAGAUUGUAAAUUAGCCAUUGUUUUUGAGUAUACCUAAUCUGUGUGAUAACAUUUUCAUUGUCUUACCAUAAGGCCUUGAUGAUCAACAUGGGGGAAGCAGAUACUGUAACAUUUUUUUGUGAAUUUUAAAUAUGCAAAAUAAAACAACUGAUACUAAGUAA